This is a messenger RNA of Myripristis murdjan (pinecone soldierfish), 2398 nucleotides long. It is a transcript of the gene rhbdd1, whose product is annotated as rhomboid domain containing 1. NCBI's taxonomy places the organism in Eukaryota, Metazoa, Chordata, Actinopteri, Holocentriformes, Holocentridae. The transcript has 8 exons. Gene Ontology annotation, molecular function: serine-type endopeptidase activity. Bases 288 to 1259 code for a protein of 323 amino acids. Gene Ontology annotation, cellular component: membrane. The record is from RefSeq and is a predicted model, not a curated record.
CACGUCGAUUUGUUUUGAUCACGUGACGGUUCAGCCUACGUCUCUACUGUAAACAUGAUGCAACUCCGCGUUAACGUCCAGAAACUCGACGGGACUGGGUGGAAGUGAGGGCUGUGCACGCCGUCUCCUCCGGCCUGACGGGGUUCAGAGUACCGAGGUGCUCCGAGGGUUACACCCGGCCUCAGACACCGACACCGCGGCCACACGCUGCACGGCCCGCCGCCGCCUCCGUCUGUAAGCAGGAAGUUCCUCCGCUAAUUUGGCUUGGCUUUUAGGCUGUGUUCAGCAUGCAGCGACGACAGAGGGGCUCUCAGCUGGGCCUGCUGCUGCUGGCCUCCCAGCUCUUCCAGGUGGGUCUGGACAACAUCCCCCCCGUCACCCUGGCCGUCCUGGGACUCAACGUCUACCUCUACCUGUUCCCUGCCGCUCCACUGAUGCAGGCCUGUGUGAGCGUCCAGCAGGCCUACUGGCAUGGAGAUUGGCUCCGCCUCCUCCUCUCCCCGCUGCACCAUGCAGAUGACUGGCACCUGUACUUCAACAUGGUUUCCUUCCUGUGGAAAGGCAUCAGGUUGGAGCGGCGGCUGGGCGGGGCCUGGUUCCUCUACCUGCUGUCGGUCUUCUCUGUGCUCACCGGAUUGGUCUACCUGGUGUUGGAGGCGGGGCUAACAGAGCUGACCCAGGACUCUUCCUACAGUAUUCAGUGUGCUGUGGGCUUCUCAGGCGUCCUGUUUGCUCUGAAGGUGCUCAGUAACCAUUACCACCCAGGGGGUGUGACCUCUGUGAUGGGUGUCCCUGUGUCCAAUCGCUAUGCCAGCUGGGUGGAGCUGGUGCUGAUCCACCUGACAGCACCUGGGACGUCCCUGAUCGGUCACCUGGCUGGUAUCCUGGUGGGUCUGCUCUACACAGCUGGACCCCUGAAGAAAAUCAUGAAGACAUGUGCAGGGUUGGUGACAUCAGAUGGAUAUUACUCCCAGCCAAAUGCAUUCUACUCCUCAGGCUACAGUGGCUUUAGAGGAGGACACUCAGCAGACCAGCGGUAUACAGAUUACACAACAAAUGAUCCAACACACAAUACAGCAGCGUACACAGGAGGGCUGACAGAGGAGGAGCAGCUGGAUGCGGCCAUCAGAAACAGCCUGAACGACAGAGGCCGCAGCAGCCAGAGAGGAGCUCCUCCUCCUUAUGGUUUCCACCUGUCAGAGGACGGUAUCACAGCCGAGGAGAUGAGGAGGAGGAGGCUGACGAGGUUUGACCGCUGAACUCACAGCCGGCAGAAGAGAAGGAGCUUGAAGCGACAGAUGAGACGUCAGAGAGAGGAAUUUGUUUGUGAUGUCCGCUCCAAACACGACCUCCACCUGGCCUCCAGUGAUACCACACUGAAUGCAAAUGUUUUACCACAAAGUGUGCCAAAUGUUGCUGCUCUUCUCUGGGCAGUUUUGUCAAAUCCGAUGCCUUUCGAUGAGGUCGUUUACCAAUCAAAGGGAAGAUUCUGCCACCAGACGCUCUUACGCUGUACCAGUCAGUGGAUCCCAGGAGUUGUUUUCUCAUGAUGGUGUUGUAAUAUUAUUUUUUUGUUGCACUCACUCUGCCUCAACUUAGCUUUGUGUACUUCUUCAGUUACUGACAAACGACAGUUUCCAAAAAUCUGGCAUCUGUUAUUGAUGUUUUAUAUAUUUGAGAAAUGUUCUGCCAUCAAACUCCAUUGUAUCUGCACUGGAAAUGCCUUUUUGUGACAUCCUGUCUACAUCUGGCCAGGUUUCCGCAGCAAAAACACCAAAAAAAACAGGAUAGCUCCAGAGAUGUAAGGCACUACGCCAGCAGCUGUUGCUUGGAGAAGUAAUUUUGAAAUGCAGUGCACGGUAACUACAAUAUCUGUUAUCUCAGACUGCUUGAUGCUCUUAGUCCUAGAUGCUUAAACAUGAGUCAGCUCUUCUGGGCACACGCAGCACAAUCCUCACCAUUUAUGGACAAAAGCCUCUGCUUGACAGGACAUCACCUAAGGCUGAGCUUACACUGCACAACUUUUUCCCCAAUUAUUCUGGAGCGUUUCUGUGUUCCCAGGGUCCUGUGGUCCUCAGUCCAGUAUUCUGUUAAUACACAUUAACCCUAAUUCAGAGCUGGGGGGCGUAUUUUUCAGGUUUCCUUUUAUGAGUUAUAAGAGCUGGGGAACGUAGGAACAUGGGAACAAAGGAAUCACCCCAAUAAUACGUCACCUCAAGUCAGAAAUGAGCAGAAGAAUGCAUAAGAGCUUCUUUCCUCACUGAGAUGGCCAGAAAAACUGAUUUGUGGCUGAUUUACAUUUUGAAUGCUCUGCAAAAAAUAAUCAUAUAUAAAUAAAAUCUCUUUUGUUUUACAAUCUAUUUUUGUAUUAACACAAUAAAUGUGUAUGUUUUAUAAA